Leucoraja erinaceus (little skate) is the source of this 2744-nucleotide messenger RNA. RefSeq names its product eukaryotic translation elongation factor 1 epsilon 1 (gene eef1e1). NCBI's taxonomy places the organism in Eukaryota, Metazoa, Chordata, Chondrichthyes, Rajiformes, Rajidae. Gene Ontology annotation, cellular component: nucleus; aminoacyl-tRNA synthetase multienzyme complex; cytoplasm. The record is from RefSeq and is a predicted model, not a curated record. Gene Ontology annotation, biological process: positive regulation of DNA damage response, signal transduction by p53 class mediator. The transcript is spliced from 4 exons. The coding region runs from base 39 to 578 and encodes 179 amino acids.
AUGGGAGCGGCGCUCACUGUGCGGUGACGGUGACGGUGAUGGCGGUGCCGGCUGGUGUUGAGUUGUCGGCGCUGGAGGAGACGCUGGGGCUGGGCGGCGGGGGCAGCGGGGAGCGGCGGUACCGCCAGGGCGAUGGCGGGGUUCCGGUGCUACAAACAAACAACAGGCCUGAUUUGGCGGGGUUGACAACCAUUGCAUCACAUCUCGUAAAAGUAGCCAAAAAAGAGGAGCUAUUGGGAACUACUCCUGAACAGAGUGCCAUAGUUCAGCAGUGGCUUGAAUAUAGGGUGAUUCACAUAGACCGGUGUAACACUCAAGAUGAUAAAAGGACGAUUUUAAAGGAUCUCAAUUGCUACCUUAAAGAUAAGGUUUACCUGGCAGGAAACAACUUCACUUUAGCAGAUAUCAUGUUAUACAACGGUCUUCAUCCUAUUGUGGCUGGACUGACUCAUGAAGAUCGAGAAAAACAUGUGAAUGUGUCGCGAUGGUUCAACCACAUCCAACAUUAUCCUGGAGUCCGACAACAUUCUGCUGCUGUCAUCUUUAUGAAAAACAGGCUCUACCCUACUGUCCACUAGAAAAGCAGCACACCGUGGGGUUGUAUUUGAAAGUUUCCUUGUCAUGAUUGAAAUAGUGAAUGUUGCCAUGGGCUCGCUUUGGGAUUCUAGUGUACGUGGGAAUGAGUCACCCCUUUUAUCCAACUUCUGUCUGCUUUUGGUCAGAAUGUAACACUCAGCAACUUUAAAAAAUUCCAUUUAUUUUAUAAAUUAGCACCACAAUAUGCUACAGUCACGGUAGUACAUGUUUUUCCUACUGUGCAACAGGCUGUUUUAUCAAAUUAUGUUCAGAAUUGUUUACAAUUUCCUGCAUAAAAGCAGACUAUUGUACCCACCCAUCCCCAUUGUCAUCAAUACUCCACUCAGGCCUACCUCUACCCUUUUGAGUACAACUUAAUCAGGACAAACCUCUCCCUGCUCAGCUGCUCUGUCCUUAAGAUACCUCUGCUGUUUGUUUCGCUGCUCACUCUGGUUGUGAGUUACACAUUCGUAAUGCUGCUACAGUAAAGAAGCUUUUUCUCAAUUCCCAGCUUGACUGCCUUCUAUUGGCCAUCUCCUCACAAAUAGAAAUCCUUGUUUUAAUGUCCACUCAUUCUGAACUAUUUUCUCAUCCAACAGCCCACUCUUUUCAAGUGGAGUUCCAGCCUGUUUAUCUACUCCUGUGAAGGUGAACAUCAUAUUUCUGCUACCGUCCUUGACAACUCUUUAUUUGCCAGCUUUCCACUUCCUCUGCGUCCCUGUGUGAGCAUAUAUACAUACAGAACUAAUCUAGGGGAGCAAAGACUUGUUAUAAUUAAUCCCAUUUUUCGAUUUUAUUACUUGAAAAAUAAACCUAAAUACUUUUUUUUCUCGUCUUUUUAUUGGUUGGUACUGUAAAAUCCAUUGUACCGCUACUCACUUUUGAGUUUAUUUACCCAACAUUUCUUUUUAACAAAAUGUGGAACUGGAACAAGUCUUAUUUCCAAGCAGCUACUUCCAUAUAUGGAAUUACAAUAGACAAUAGGUACAGGAGUAGGCCAUUUGGCCCUUCAAGCCAGCACUGCCAUUCAAUGUGAUCAUGGCUGAUCAUCCCCAAUCAGUACCCCGUUCCUGCCUUCUCCCCAUAUCCCCUGCUCCGCUAUUUUUAAGAGCCCUAUCUAGCUCUCUCUUGAGAGCAUCCAGAGAACCUGCCUCCACCACCCUCUGAGGCAGAGAAUUCCACAGACUCACCACUCUGUGUGAGAAAAAGUGUUUCCUCGUCUCCGUUCUAAAUGGCUUAUUCCAUAUUCUUAAACUGUGGCCCCUGGUUCUGGAUACAGUGGCCCUGGGUACAGUGAUCUGGAAUCGUCAAACUACUUAAGAGUCUUAGAAAGAUUUGUGAUGAAACAAUACCAGCUGACAGAGGUAAAGGGAAAUCAACAAUCUAAGCUUGAAUUUAAUUUAAAAAAAAUAAAUGCAGCUUGCAUAUGGAUGAACAAUUACUUAUUUAAGUGCAUGAUAUUAUUAUCUUUAAAUAUUCUGCUCGCUAACUUAAAUUCUAAGGACUUUGCAUAAAAUACUUUUACCUUCUAUUGUGUUUCACUGUCGUCUGUGCUACUAAUAGUGCAAGGUUUACAAAAAUGCUGGAGAAACUCAGCGGGUGCAGCAGCAUCUGUGGAGCGAAGGAGAUAGGCAACGUUUCGGGCUGAAACCCAAGGGAAAACCUUCGAUUUUCCAGCAUCUGCAGUUCCUUCUUAAACUCUUAACUACUAAUAGUGCAUUUCUAAACAGUUCAACCAGCCAUUGUUUCUUCUAAUAUUAAGUAUGGUUCAUCAAUUAAGUUCCAAUUUGUUUUAUGUGGCUUAAUGUUGUUUUAAAAUUGUUUACAUUUUUAAUUUUUAUCAUUGGUGGAAAAAGUGCCAAUUGUAAAAGAACUUUGUCAAAGGGAGCCAGCAAUCUUGACUUGUCAAUGUAACAUUUUUACAGAGACCCCCCCCCCCCCCCCCCCCCCCCCCUGUUAAAUGUAGUGACUAUUUUACAUUGUAUGAUUAGUAUUUAUUGGUGGGUGCCUGCAAUUCAUACUCUCAGAUAUGCUGUAAUAAAGCAUAGAUUUAAACCAAUUUUGUGUCUAUUUGUGCAUUUGCUUGAAAAGCUUGCAAAUCUGGGAAUAAUUGUUUUGGCAUUUGUUUUACAUGAAUGUACAAAUUAAAAAUCAUAUCUUGACCAGCU